Molecule: messenger RNA, 447 nt
Organism: Linum trigynum
Lineage: Eukaryota; Viridiplantae; Streptophyta; Magnoliopsida; Malpighiales; Linaceae
Source: the annotation of a GenBank genome assembly
AUGAAGAUGAAGAAGAGGAAGGACAUAGAUUCUGGGAAGAUAGGAGAAAAUGGUGUGAAGAGGAAGGUUGCAGUUCAACCAAUGCAUCUCCCUCGCCGCAGUGCACCUGCUAAGAGUGCUGACGUGGAAGAAGCUGCAAGUGAUCAGUCUGUUCUGGGCAAGCAGCUAGCAGAAGAGGUUGAUGCACAACCAAAUCAGCUGGAAACUUGUUUGGAACCUGGCUUGGGAACUGCAACUGCAAAUCUAGAGCCUGGGGAGGUGAAAACCCAAACUGGAAAACAGAUCAUGAAUCCAGAACCAGGAACAAGCACCACAAAUGAUGUUGCUGAUGUGCCACCCCUCCGGAGGAUAGACCAACGGGUAGGAAACUGCUUCCCGGCUCUCCACCAAAGAAGCCUAUUUACCCCAGCCUGCGUCAGAGGAGGAAGAAGAGGAAGUGGUCAGUAG